GCCACACCCCGCAGUCCGCCGACCCGUCCGUUUACAGUCCUGUAUUAUAGUCCGUGUUUUUACCUCAAAACAUUUAAUACAUAGAAAAGAGAUUAAAUAUGUCGAUUGUCGUUGCAUAAAUCAUAAUCAAAAAGUCAAGAUUGCAGACUGAAGUAUUUAGUAUUGACUGUUGAGUAUUUCACAGUUCACUGUUAUCGGUUAGAAGUUUCGAACCUUGGCUAAAUGUUUAAUGUAAAAUUGCUUGCUAUUUGCAAAUAAUUAUAACGUUUUCGUUUUAACUGUAGUUAAUCAAAUCUAGUUAAAAAAAACAAUAUUGCCUAAACAUUCAAUCAUUCUUAGUUUACAUAUUAUAUUACAAUAAAGAAAAGAUAUGAAUAAACAGCCAAAGGACGAUGAUCAAACGUUUGUCAUAAAAAUAUUAGAUGAUUUACGGUCAUCAAGUAACCGAUCUAAACCGCUAAGGAUGCAUUAUGAUACAAGUAUAGGACUUUCAACAAAUGAUUCAUUAAUAUCUAACAAACGACGAAGAUCCUGCAGUCCCGACUUACAAGAGUCGAUGCUUACACCAAUUGCUUCACCUUGGGAAUCCCGGCGUAUUAAACAAGAGUUAAUCAAUGCUCGAGCAGAAAUUGUCUCUUUACAAGAGAGAAACAAAACAUUAUUUAAUCUUAAAAAGGAGUCGGAUCUUUUAUUUGAAAGAGAGAAAGUUGCAUUAGAACAUAACAUAAAUAAAUCCAAAUUAAUGAUUGAUCAAUUAGAUAAUCGACUAAAAGAACUUCGCUAUGACAAAUCAAAUUUAAAAGAAGAAAAUGAGAGUUUGACAAAAAAACUUAAUUUAGUGUUGGAAGAAAAUCAUCAAAAAAUAUCUUAUCUUGAAAAAGAAAACAAAGACCUUGAAGCUAAAUUAAGCAGCGUGAAUAUAGAGUUGAUGAAAAAUAAGAAUGAAAACACAUCUAGAAAUUGUUCAGAUUUUGAGUUAAGUGAGUUAAAAAAAACUCUAAGAUCCAAUGAAAAAUAUAUUGAAGAGCUCACAGAUAAUUUAAGGAAAAAACAAAUUGAAAUUAAUAAUUUGGAAAACGAUCAAGUUAAAAUAAAUACUGCUAAUCAACGAAUCAAAAGUUUAGAAAAUGAAUUGGCUGCCCAACAAGAAAGUGCUAUGGUAGUAAACGCUCAAAGAGAAAAAUUAAAACGUUUUAGUUCUAUGGAAAGUGAACUGAUUUUGCUUAGAGAAGAAGUAGCUGCAUACAGAAACGAUGUUAAACAAACAGAAAUUCUUGAAAAUAAAGUUGCUUCACUUGAAUAUAAGUUGACUAAGUAUGAAAUAUUAGAAAAAGAAGCUAUUCAAUUGCGUUCAAACUUAGCAAUUAGUGAAGAUCGUUUGAAAAAAUGGUUAGAUGUUUGUAAAGAUGCUUGUGAAAAUGUGUCUGAAAGUCAGUGUUAUCCUGAAUAUUUACGAUAUUAUAUAGACAAUCUAAAAAAAAAAGACAUGUUCCUUGUAAAUGAAAAGGGAGAACUACAAAGCAGUGUUGCUCGGUUGGAACUAAAAGUAAAGCAAAUUGAAAAUGAAUUAAACAAAGCAAAAGAACAACUAGCUGUUGGGGCAAAUAACAAUGGCAAACUCGAAACAACAAUAAAACGACUAAAAAAACAACUAUACAUGGUCACAUGGGAGCGUAAUGAUCUCAGAGAGUUAAUUGAUUCCUUCCAAAAAGAAGUAACUGUUAUUGGAAAUUUAAAUGGCGAGGAUACAAAAAUGGAAGUUUUAGAAAAAGCCAUAACUGGAUACAAAAACCGUAUGACAGAAAUUGAAACCGAUCCAUCAUUAUAUUGCCCCACUGAUAAUGACAAACGAUGGAUUGAAGAAAAGUCUGCACUUCUUAAAGAAAAAGAAGAAUUAAUUAACAAAUGUAAAGAAUUAGAAGUAAAAUGUGUUGAUUUGAGAGAUCAAAUAGAUCACAGAGCUCUUAAAGGAGAUUUCAAUCUCCGUGAAACCAAAAUUUUACAUUACAAGAUGAAUCCAGCAUCUGAAGGAUUCAAUAAUUAUCAGAAUGAUCUAAUACACGCAAAACAAGAAAUCGAAAAGUUAAAGCAGCGUAUUAAAGCUAUGCAAGAAGGCAUUUCAAUGAAUCUCACACAGGUAGUUGAUGCAAGAGUCGAAACAAAUGCCACUCAGGAAGUCGAAGGACUCAAAGAGAAAUUAAAAUCUCAAGAAAUUCAAAACCAGAGGUUACGAGAGGUGUUUAAAAAAAGUAGUCAAGAGUUUAGAGAGUCUGUAUAUACGUUAUUAGGAUAUAAAGUUGAUGGAUUACAAAACAAUAUGUAUAGACUUACCAGUCAAUUUGCUUAUCACGAGGAAGACAACUUAAUGUUCCAAUUAAAUGAAGGGUCAAUGAAUUUGUUAGAAACUCCAUUUUCAAAGACAAUUGAAGACAUGAUUAAUUUACAUCUGGGUCAACAGCGUUCAAUACCUGUUUUGUUAUCCAGUCUGACGAUAGAUUUAUUCAAUAAACAAAGCAUGAUCAUAACUGCAGAUUCAACCAGGCUAGAAUCUGUUAUCAAUUAAAAACACAAUAUUUUGACUACCAUUUUUUUGAUACCAUUUUGUUUGGAACUCGUCUACUAAAUUGUAUUAAUUUUUUUUGUAUGAUUAAUUUGGUUAAUUCCUGUAAAAAUCAUUAUAUUAGAAUGAUUUAGUCAAGAUUAUCAAAUAUUUUAUUUAGGUUCUAGAAUAAUUUUGCUUAACUGGUAAUUUUUAAAUUUAAUUAUUUAAUUAUUAAUUUUUUAAUUUUUUCUAGGUACCGAGUAUAAGUACUAGCAUUAUACAUAUAAUAUAUACUUUUUCAUUAUACUAUGUAAGUUAUAUAAGAAAUGCAUGUACUAUUCUGUAAAAUAUUGUGUACAAAUAUACAUUAUUUAAAACAUUAUAUAUGUAA
Molecule: messenger RNA, 2933 nt
Organism: Adelges cooleyi (spruce gall adelgid)
Lineage: Eukaryota; Metazoa; Arthropoda; Insecta; Hemiptera; Adelgidae
Gene: Mad1
Product: mitotic spindle assembly checkpoint protein MAD1
Exons: 11
Coding region: 371-2563 (730 amino acids)
Biological process (GO): mitotic spindle assembly checkpoint signaling; attachment of mitotic spindle microtubules to kinetochore
Cellular component (GO): mitotic spindle; nuclear envelope; kinetochore
Source: RefSeq, a predicted model, not a curated record